AUGGCUCCCGUCCGCAAGAAGAAAACAGAUGCUCGACAUUCGCCGGCAACGGUCAAAUGUCCAACAUGUGGUGGGGCCUUCCGCAAUAGAUUCCGUCUCAAUGCACACCUGGAGACACACAAGCCCAGAAAGGAUCGCAAGAUGUACCAGUGCACUCAUGAAGGUUGUACCCGGACUUUCACCACAAAGGGUAACCUCACUCAACAUAUGAUGGUACACGAAGAAGUUCGUGAGCUCUACCCUUGCCCAAUGAAAGGCUGUGAGACGAAGGUGCUGUCUCAGUCCCAGCUUGCUAGUCAUCUGGAGACGCACAAGGCAGAACGGAAAAGGUACUUCUGCACCGAGAAGGGCUGCGACAAGUCGUUCUCCUGCCAAAGUAAUCUCAAUUUUCAUGUGCGCACAGUACACGAGAACCAGCAACGUCAUCACUGCACCAAGGAAGGCUGUCCCAAGUCGUUCACAUCACGAAGUCAUCUCGAAAGACACAUACGGACCGUGCACAAGACCGCGCGACGUUUUCACUGCACCGAGGAGGGCUGUACCAAGUCGUUCAAGGAACGAAGUCAUCUCGAAAGACAUGUGCAGACCGUGCACAACGAGAAGCGACGACUUUAUGAAUGCUCCGAGGACGGCUGCGACAAGUCGUUCAAAACCAUCGAAGGGCGCCAACGACACAUCGAUGCCAAGCACUCCGAAAACCCCCCACGUCAUGAAUGCCCUGAGGACGGCUGCGGUAUGUCGUUCACAUGGGGCGGUUCUCUCAAGAAACAUCAGGAGAGCGCGCAUGGUGAACCGACAAAAGAGCAUCUGGCAUGGGUCGAAGGUCGGCGUUUGGAACGUGUAGCUUGGCUGGCUGAGAAGCGUGCGAACGGCAUAUGUGACGCGACAAAGUCCUGCGAUCGCCUGCCACUGGAGCCUCACAGCAAGUGUCUGGCUCACCUGAGCUUGAUCAAACCAUGGGAGGAGGCCCUUGCGGCCGCAGCAACGGCCGAGAAAGAUAAUUCCAAAAAGGCUCGCAAAGGGUUUGGCAGUACCAUCAUGGAUGCUGAUGACAUGAGAGAAAUACUGGAUGAUGGACUUCCCCUCAAGAUUGACUACUUCGACCUUUUCCGACAGGUCAAGGAUUCUGUGGAUCAGCCUGACGGCACCGAUUUCAUUGUCGACGUUGAGGGGUCCAACGCGAGUGCCCAAGCCUACGAAGUCUCAGUCUUCAGACCAGACAACACACGCAUUCUGACAACCGUCGUUGACUGGGAGAUGGAGACAAAGUGUCUAGGGGCCGACGGCAACUACAUUGAUGCUAAAACUGUAACCAAGAUCUACAAGGGAGGGAAGCGAACAUUCGGUAUGACGCGGGAAGACAUUGCUGACAAGCUAACUGCGGCUGGAAUGGAUGCGUUGAGCACUAUCUUUAUGUGGGGUGGCUCGCUAGACCUUCGUUGCCUCAAAGGAACACUUGGAGAGUUCAUGGACUUCCCGGAGGAGUCAGUCGAUUGCAUGAGACUAUGGAAAUCAUCUCUUCCUGGGCUGCCAAACCAUCAGCUGAGCACAGUAUACUCGAUCUGUUUUCCGGAUUCGGACCUCGUGUAUCAAAGACAUCGGGCAGAGGCAGAUACCAAGAUGUGUCUCAAGCUGAAUAAGCUGUUUGUGGAGAGCGUCGACUAG
Molecule: messenger RNA, 1665 nt
Organism: Pestalotiopsis fici W106-1
Lineage: Eukaryota; Fungi; Ascomycota; Sordariomycetes; Amphisphaeriales; Sporocadaceae
Exons: 2
Coding region: 1-1665 (554 amino acids)
Biological process (GO): regulation of transcription by RNA polymerase II
Cellular component (GO): transcription regulator complex; PcG protein complex
Molecular function (GO): RNA polymerase II cis-regulatory region sequence-specific DNA binding; DNA-binding transcription factor activity, RNA polymerase II-specific
Source: RefSeq, a predicted model, not a curated record